This is a messenger RNA of Anoplophora glabripennis (Asian longhorned beetle), 1741 nucleotides long. RefSeq names its product putative inorganic phosphate cotransporter. NCBI's taxonomy places the organism in Eukaryota, Metazoa, Arthropoda, Insecta, Coleoptera, Cerambycidae. The coding region runs from base 1 to 1260 and encodes 419 amino acids. Gene Ontology annotation, molecular function: transmembrane transporter activity. The transcript has 7 exons. Gene Ontology annotation, biological process: monoatomic anion transport; transmembrane transport. The record is from RefSeq and is a predicted model, not a curated record.
AUGCAGAACUCUUCCCAACUCUACCCUUGGACCAGCAAGCAACAAGGUCUAAUUCUGAGUUCAUUUUACUGGGGCUACGUGGUGACCCACAUCCCAGGUGGUAUCAUAGCCGAGAAAUUCGGCGGGAAGCAUUCUCUAGGACUGGGAAUCCUGUGCACAGCUAUUUUCACCUUUAUAACCCCUUUUGUUAUUUACGCCACUGACGGGAACUGGGUGUGGGUGGUGGUGGUGAGGAUUAUCGAAGGACUUGGAGAGGGUACCACUUUUCCAGCUCUAACGACGCUACUGGCGAAUUGGGUACCCCUAAGUGAGAGAUCAAAAAUUGGGACACUAGUAUAUGCAGGGAGUCAAAUAGGUACUGUGGUGGGAAAUUCCGUGAGCGGCGCCCUCAUAGCAGCCACCCACGACUGGGCUAUAGUUUUCUACGUUUUCGGAAUUAUGGGUAUUGUGUGGGUCAUCCUUUUCAUGAUGCUGUGCUAUGCUAGUCCAGAAUCUCAUCCCUUCAUCAGCGAAAAGGAAAAGAUUUUCUUAGGGGAACAAAUAGCGAACGUACCACACGAAGACAAAGUCAUCCCCUGGAAAUCCAUCUUGACCUCCUGGCCCAUAUGGGCGUUAGUGGUGGCCCAAAUAGGCCACGAUUGGGGCUUCUUCACGAUGGUGACCGAUCUUCCCAAGUACAUGAAAGAUGUGCUACACUUCAACGUCAAAGAGAACGGGGUAUGGUCUUCAGUUCCAUACAUUUUCAUGUGGAUCAUAUCAAUGAGCUCAGGGUGGCUGUGCGACUGGUUGAUAUCCAGGAAAAGCCUAAGUUUGACCAAGGCUAGGAAAACGUUCACUACGAUUGCUUCAAUGGGGCCUGCCAUCUUUAUACUAGCGGCAUCCUACUCAGGAUGCGACAGGACAAUGGCCGUGAGUAUGUUCACCAUCGCCAUGGGCUUCAUGGGAACCUUCUACUGUGGUAUGAAGGUGAACGCUUUGGAUUUAUCGCCCAAUUACGCGGGAACUAUCAUGGCUAUAGUCAACGGUAUUGGGGGACUCACCGGUAUCAUUGUGCCAUACCUGAUAGGAGCUCUAACGGAAAACCACACGUUGGAGGAAUGGAGGGUCGUCUUUUGGAUCACGUUCGGCGUCUUCUUCGUGACGAACGUGAUUUUCCUGCUCUUCGGCAGCGGGAAAGUUCAGAAAUGGAACGAUAACGACGAAAAAAGACUAGAACUAUCGAAAGUGACGCCUCCCGAAGUUGUAAAAACGAACCUGUGACGGAUUAAAGUUAUCGUACAAGUAUUUUUUCCACUUUUGGUUGACGCGUUGAUAGUGAGAAUACUAAAUAUAUAGUCGUUCUGUUCUCAAUGCUUCAGUUGUGUGUACGACUAUUAAGGUAUUAUCUACACUAAUUAUUGAUAAUACUGACAUACAAAAAUGCAAGCCUUAUCUUAAUUAAUUCAACAAAGCAUUAUAUAAUUAAAAUUUUUGGGAAUGAUUUCGACUCUGUAAAAAAUAAACAAAUUAUUUCGUACAUGAAUGAAAUGUAUGCACGACAUUCUUCACAUUUUCUUGGUUUUAGCAGUUUCAUUAACAAAUUUAUAUAAAACGUUAAUACGAUAAGGAUUUGGAGUACAAUCCAUGAUUUGAUCAUUGGGAAUUAAGUGACGACCUUCGUGUACGAUUAGUUGAUUAGACAGAUAUGUAUUAUCUUGUGAUUUGUAAGUAGUAAGCUAGCAGUUUAGUAAUUUAAAUAUUU